Messenger RNA from Tinamus guttatus (white-throated tinamou), 656 nucleotides. NCBI's taxonomy places the organism in Eukaryota, Metazoa, Chordata, Aves, Tinamiformes, Tinamidae. The record is from RefSeq and is a predicted model, not a curated record.
UUUCAUUCUCUGGCUCCAAUGUACUACAGAGGUUCAGCAGUAGUUUACGAUAUCACCAAGCAGGAUUCAUUUCAUACUUUGAAGAAAUGGGUGAAAGAGCUAAAAGAACAUGGUCCUGAAAACAUCGUAAUGGCCAUUGCUGGAAACAAAUGUGAUCUUUCAGAUAUCAGGGAGGUUCCUAUGAAGGAUGCCAAAGAAUAUGCAGAAUCUAUAGGUGCAAUUGUUGUUGAAACCAGUGCUAAGAAUGCUGUUAACAUUGAGGAACUCUUUCAAGGAAUAAGUCGGCAGAUUCCACCCCUAGACCCUCAUGAAAACGGUAACAACGGAGCGAUCAAACUCGGGAAGCAGACUGCACAGGCGGGUAGGCGGUGCUGCUGACCCAGCUUGAUCUCUCUUGAUUUACUUGAAAAACAGCACCCUUUGCUUUCUCCCCGAGAAAGGACUUUGUGAUCUCAGUGACGUGGCUCCUUAUCAUGAAAACGGCAAUAUCAACACUCCCAAUGAGUAAUAAUUCAAGGAUCAGAAGCAAAGCUUCACUUCAAAGGGAUUUUGCAAAACCUAGUCGGAAAAUCCUCUAAUAUCCUAUCGAAAUUACAGCGUCAAAGUUCUGAUUCUCUCUUUAAGCCAAUGACUGUUUUUCUUUGAAUAAAAAGAAC